UUGAUUGGGGGACUUAAAGAGAGGGAGAGUGAGUCUUGUCCUACUAACAGGCUAGAAUAUGGAGCAGCUAUAUUAAGAUGAUGGCAAUGGCCGACUCAAAGCAGACGAUCCUCUCACCUUUUUAGAAAAGGACGUUGCGCUGUUGCCACAAGUCCGGCAAGUGGAUUUAUUUAUACUCAUAAACUCCAACAGUGAUUUCUUUUCAAUUAGGUACUGCAAGAAUAGAAAAAUGAGGAAGUCAUCUGUCUUUGUCCACUAUUUAAUGUUUUUUGUGAUAUGCAUAGUUACUUUCGAACCAAUUCUAUGUGGAGAGUAUUCUGAAUAUCCUUCAUACGAAUCUAAACAGUAUGAACAUCACCACCAUGAUUAUCAUCCACCUGCCAAGAAAGGUGCCAACAUAGAUAUCAACAUUCCAUUCGACAUCCACACUCUGGCUAAAAUGGGACUCCUAGGUUUGACUAAGCUGAAUCUUCUGUUGGCCUUAGGAAAAGUAGCUGGCGCUAGUCUUGGCGUGUCGGCACUCGGUCUAAGCAAACUAGGGAAAAUAGCUCUCCAAGUCGGGGGGCAUGGUCAUAAGGGAGGAGGAAUCGCAAUUGACAUUGGUGCGCCACAUGCCAAGUCACACUCUCAUUACGAAGAGAAACAUUACGUUCCUGAAGAGAAACACUAUUGAAACUGCUAGUUUUUAAUAUUUUGUAAUUAUAGACUUAUAAUUCAUUUAGUUUUUUAAAAACAUCGUGCGUUUUGUAGAAACUACAACUGACGCCAAAGUGAGUGAAAGUGAGAAGAUUUAAACGGGAUUGUGACAACCCAUUCGUGCCCAGCAUUCUUUUAAAAUGACGUUUAUUUCCCUAAAAAAUUGAUUCAGUCGGACAAAGGUUUUAGCAUAAGAUUUAUUUCAACCAAAGCAAUAUGUUUACCGUAAUAUCUUAAUGAUAUAGUUAUUGAAACUAAUGUCAAGGCAUAGUACUGUUUCAAAGUUGAUUGUUGAAAGAAACAUCCAUUUAGUUUAAACAAAAUGCACAUUUCCAUUUUUUUUUUUUGGCCACUUUGUAUGGCUGAGCAUUAAUGGGUUAACUACAUUGAUGUCAUAGAAUGAAAGGAUGAUUUUAUUGCGAAGUUUGUAGAAAUUUAAUGUGAAUAUUUUUUGAAAGAUAGCUUAAUUUGAGCUCCUGAAAAAUCAGGCUAAGUAAAACGUAAGACUCAAACAAAGUAAAGCGCAUUAAAAAAGCUUGAAAUGCGUGAUUGAAAAAAUGAAUGUUGCUCAAAAUGCACUUUUAAGACAAUAAACAACCAAUGUAUAGCUGCCAACUUGAACGGCCGUUGAGAAAUAAUUUUCUUACUGGUAGCAACAUUAGCGUUUUGGCGUAUUAAAUCUUGAAGUUUAUAGUUUAUAAAAAGUUUUAAACUACCACGACGAAUCAAUAAUUUAAAAUUAUGUGUAAAUGAGAUUAAUUGAUUGCUAGUUAUUCUAAUAGGCCUACCUGCCAACUCUCCCAAAUUUUGCGGGAGAUUUUAUUUUCAUAUUUAAAGUGGUAGUAAAUAUAUACUAUUU
Parasteatoda tepidariorum (common house spider) is the source of this 1555-nucleotide messenger RNA. RefSeq lists its product as uncharacterized. NCBI's taxonomy places the organism in Eukaryota, Metazoa, Arthropoda, Arachnida, Araneae, Theridiidae. The record is from RefSeq and is a predicted model, not a curated record.